AUGACGACCCCCGAACAAGACCAAGAGUUCGUAACCCUCGUCUCCGGCGACGGCUUCGAGUUCAUCCUUCCGCGCUCGACCGCGUGCAUCUCCAAGACGCUCCGCAUGAUGUUCGACCCACUGAGCAAGUUCUCCGAAGCCCUGACCGGCCGCUGCGUCCUCGAGAACAUCAGCGGCGAGGUCCUCGAGAAGGUCUGCGAGUACCUGUGCUACAAUGAGAAGAACAAGGACCAGGUCAACGUGCCGGACAUGGAGAUCCCGCCCGAGCUGUGUCUGGAGUUGUUGAUGGCGGCGGAUUAUUUGGAUGUUUGA
Aspergillus aculeatinus CBS 121060 is the source of this 312-nucleotide messenger RNA. RefSeq names its product elongin C. NCBI's taxonomy places the organism in Eukaryota, Fungi, Ascomycota, Eurotiomycetes, Eurotiales, Aspergillaceae. Gene Ontology annotation, cellular component: elongin complex. The transcript is spliced from 2 exons. Gene Ontology annotation, biological process: ubiquitin-dependent protein catabolic process. The record is from RefSeq and is a predicted model, not a curated record. Bases 1 to 312 code for a protein of 103 amino acids. Gene Ontology annotation, molecular function: protein-macromolecule adaptor activity.